Camarhynchus parvulus is the source of this 852-nucleotide messenger RNA. RefSeq names its product myosin light chain 10 (gene MYL10). Gene Ontology annotation, cellular component: mitochondrion; cytoplasm. The coding region runs from base 182 to 679 and encodes 165 amino acids. The transcript has 7 exons. Gene Ontology annotation, molecular function: calcium ion binding. The record is from RefSeq and is a predicted model, not a curated record. NCBI's taxonomy places the organism in Eukaryota, Metazoa, Chordata, Aves, Passeriformes, Thraupidae.
GGAACAGAUGCUUGGAAUGGUAUUGGGAUCCAAUUACUGCACUUUUCCAACCUUACAUCUAUUGUCUAAACUUGGAGCAGGCAUAUUUUUAUUCCUUGGUGACACUAUAUAAAGAGACAAUUGGCAUUGUGUUUGUUGGCUGACAGGUUGGCAGAGGAGGGGUGGAAGGAGCAGCAGCACCAUGGCUCCCAAAAAGGCAAAGAAGAAGAUAGAAGGUGGUUCCAAUGUUUUCUCUAUGUUUGAACAAACCCAGAUCCAGGAGUUCAAAGAGGCUUUCACCAUCAUGGAUCAGAACAGGGAUGGCUUUAUUGACAAAGCAGACUUGAGAGACACAUUUGCUGCACUAGGUCGUCUGAAUGUCAAGAAUGAAGAGCUUGAAGACAUGGUGAAGGAGGCGCCAGGUCCUAUUAACUUCACUGUCUUCCUUACUAUGUUUGGGGAAAAGCUGAAAGGCACGGAUCCAGAAGAAACCAUUCUGAAUGCUUUUAAGAUUUUCGACCCAGAAGGAAAAGGCCGCAUAAAGGCAGACUACAUCAAAGAAAUGCUCAUGACACAGGCAGACCGGUUCAGUCAAGAAGAGAUCAACCAGAUGUUUGCUGCUUUCCCUCCAGAUGUCUCUGGAAACCUUGAUUAUAAGAACCUCUGCUAUGUUAUCACCCAUGGUGAGGAGAAAGACUGAGAGCAAAGAGAGGAGCUUCUCCUGAGGUGAUGCACCCACUUAUUUCAUGAUGUUCGCAUGUACAAUCAUCCAGGAUGUGAAACCACAUGGUCAUUGAAGAGAACCAAUAAAAUAACUGAAAAUAGAUUAAAGUUAUUUAAUGCUCCUGUUUUUAUAAAAUAUCAAAAUACCAA